AUGGAAUCCUCAGGAGCCUCGAGCAAGAAACUCUUACAAAAUGGAACUUCUUCUUCUGAUCAUGAAUCCUCAGAAGGAAAGGGUGGCUUGCGAACCAUGCCCUUCAUCAUAGUGAACGAGUGUUUGGAGAAGGUGGCGAGCUAUGGGAUCAUGCCCAACAUGAUACUCUACCUAAUGAACGUUUACGCCAUGCCCAUUGUGGAUGGCACAAAAUUAAUCAACACUUGGUCUGCCAUGUCCAAUGUCUUGUCCAUCUUCGGGGCCUUCAUUUCUGAUUCUUACUUGGGUCGAUUCCUCGUCAUUUCCAUCGGUUCCUUCUCCAGCCUUCUUGGUUUAAUCUUUUUGUGGUUAACUGCCAUGAUCCCUGAGCUAAGACCUUCCUGUGAACCAUUGAUGCUAGGCUGCAACUCUGCUACAGCAGGUCAACUAGCAGUUUUGUUCCUUUCCAUGGGAUUGAUUUCCAUUGGAGCUGGUUGCAUCAGACCUUGUUCCAUAGCUUUUGGAGCAGAUCAAUUGACAAUUAAAGAAAGUUCCAAUGAUGAGAGGCUCUUGGAUAGCUACUUUAAUUGGUAUUAUACCUCAAUUGGACUUUCGACUGUGAUUGCUUUGAGUGUAAUUGUGUACAUUCAAGAAAAUCUUGGUUGGAAAAUUGGGUUUGGAGUACCUGCUGUGCUAAUGUUUCUAUCGGCUGUUAGUUUCAUUCUUGGUUCACCGUUCUAUGCCAAAGUGAAUCCAGGUCAGAGCUUACUCACAAGUUUUCUACAAGUAGUUGUGGUGGCUGUGAAGAACAGAAAACUUACUCUACCUGAUUGCAACUCUGAUCAUUAUUAUCAAGAACGUGAUUCGGAUCCAAUGGUCCCCACUGAUAGCCUACGGUACUUGUGCUUUCCCAAUAUGAUCUAA
Sphenostylis stenocarpa is the source of this 903-nucleotide messenger RNA. Lineage: Eukaryota; Viridiplantae; Streptophyta; Magnoliopsida; Fabales; Fabaceae. The record is from the annotation of a GenBank genome assembly.